AUGCAGAAUCAAGGUCUGGUUCACCACCUGGUCUCUCCCCACUCCUCUUCUUCCUCCUUCUCGGGCCUCAGCGUCCCCCUCCAUUGCUCCGGUUCCAGAGCGUUGAGGAUUGGCAGAGUCCGCUGCCCGCAUGGCUCCUUUGAGCUUCACACUUCUUCCAGAUUCCUGCUUCUGACGCGGAGUUAUCCUCUGUGCAGAAGAGGUCAUGUCUGCUUUUCGUCCUCCGACGGCAGCGUCUCCGGGGACGUAUCCGAUGUCCGUGUCAAGGAAACGGAGAUCGAGUUGCUCGGGAAGCCGUCUCCCAUACACUUUCUGGACGAAGAAGAGUACGAGGCCUCCGUAGGGACGAAACCGGCGGAGAUGGACGCCGCGUUGGCUCCGUUUCUCAAGUUCUUCAAGGCCAAGGAUUCGGCGGAAGAAGACGGAGUGGAAGGCGGGGCGGUGCCCGUCAGGGAAUCUCCUGAAGAAGAGCGAGAUGAGGAAAAGGGAAAACAAGAGGAUCUGGAGAAGGUGGCCGUAGAGUACUAUGAUCCGAAACCUGGUGAUUUUAUAGUCGGAGUCGUCGUAUCGGGGAAUGAGAACAAGCUUGACGUGAGUAUUGGGGCGGAUAUGCUGGGUACUAUGUUGACGAAGGAAGUUCUCCCCCUUUACGAAGGAGAGAUGGCCCGUUCUCUCUGCGAUUUGCAGAAGGACACAGAGGACUUCAUGGUUCCGGGGAGGGUUGGAAUUGCGAAGGACGAGGAAGCUUUGAGCGGGGAAUCAGAGCCAGGUAGGCCAGUCGUUGAGGUUGGUUCACUUCUUUUUGCUGAGGUCCUUGGCCGAACAUUAAGUGGUCGACCGCUCCUUUCCACCAGAAGAAUGUUCCGCCGGGUGGCAUGGCAUCGAGUGAGGCAGGUCCUCUUCCUAAUCACCUUCACUAGAAUUUUAUUUCAUUUCAUGACUCAUUGAAGAAGCAUUAAGGUUUUGAUCGCCGGGGUUAUUUAUAACCGAUGAACAUCUUGCAUUACUCAGAAUGAAAAAGUCAGUAUGCGACCUGCCAACUUUUCAACUAAAUUUCACUGCUCCAAACUUAUAAUUUGCACUCUUUUGGAAUUCUGCCCAGUGCAGAAAAGAACUUCUGAGUGGGUAAUUAUCGAAAGGAUACAAUUUCUGAAUAUGAUGCUCGGAGGCAUGUCUUGUAUAUGGUCUGAGACCGAAUAUUUCUUUAACUAUACGUCAUAUGCAGCAUCAAUUGUUGCCACAAAUUCCAAAGCUAUUUUUCGUGUCAAUAAAAUAUAUUCAAGUGAAGUUAAAUUGAUUAUAGGGUAAUCUAAAUGGUUGGGAUAAUGUUCACAGUGGGAUGUAAAUAUCCACCAAAUUACUCUGUACACAAUGCUACUUCAUUGGUCUAUAGUUUUUUACACUUUCAUUCCUUGUUAGGUUUUUUGGUUUCGUAAACCAUAUUCCACCUAUCGUAAUUCUCCUCUUCAAAAUCUCCUUUAGUGAUUUAGUUCUCGUUAUUUAUUUAUUUUUAUUUCUUCUAAUCACCUUCUGCCCUCAUUUUUGAUGUCUUAAAGUAAUUGCAAAUUCACGUUAUUUACAAAACAUUCCUUUUUACGUUAAUCAUUGAAUACAUCUUUGUGAUACCUUUCCUUGCAGGUGAAACAACUUGGUGAACCAAUCGAUGUGAUAAUUACGGAAUGGAACACUGGUGGUCUCCUUACAAGAAUUGAGGUUCAUGUUCAUGGAAGUUUUCUUCUGCUACACAAGAAGACAUGUUUAAACAUAUAACAUUUACAAAUUUUUUCUCUAAUUUUCAGGGUUUGCGUGCAUUUCUUCCUAAAGCUGAGUUGAUGAAUAGAGUCAAUAACUUCACAGACUUGAAAGAAAAUGUAACUCUUCUCUUUAUCACGGUCACUUCUCUAUGAUUGACUUGCCAUAUUAGUUUACUUACUUCUUUAUACUUUUACUAAAUACUGUCAUUUUGGCUCCUUCCAUAUUGAGUGUUAUUUGCAUGUGCAUCUCCUAUGUUAGAGGCUAGUAAUAUUAAUAAUUGUUCCUUUCGUUUAUUUUCUUGGUUAAGGUUGGUCGCCGUAUAUCUGUGUGCAUCACAAGGAUUGACGAAGAGACGAAUGACCUGAUUAUAAGCGAGAGAGAAGCUUGGGUCAGUUUCAAUAUAAAAUUUGCUAUGAUGUUUCUUGUCUAAUUUUUCAGAUACGAGUUGUACUACCCUCCUUGCUCAAAAAUGACUGCAGUAACGCAAGGAUCAGGAGAGUGCAGCCAAUAUUGACACCUAUACAUUUUCUGUGGCCUUAUUUUAAAAAUUAUUUCGGUUGUACCCCAUUCCAUUCCUAAUUCGCUGAAAAGUCUCUUUCCUUUGACAUCCCAUCUUCACAUAUGUCAGUAACCCUGGCAGUGUCUGUUGAAAUUACUGAGACAUAAACUUUACCUUGUUUAAAGUUUAUUAUAUAUCUAUGUAUAUAUUACCCUUAUCUACAAUGCAUGUCUGUCUCUCUCUCUAUCUCUCUCUCUCUCUCUCUCAUAUAUAUAUAUGAGAGAGAGAGAGAGAGAGAUAUAGAGAGAGAGAUGAGUAGGAUCGCCAAAAGACUAAUAUAGCUAGCUCUAAAAUGUCAGUUAGAUGUGAAGCCUUGGCAGUGCCAGAUUAUAUCAAACCAGUAUGUGGUAGGAACAGUGGGAGGAGGUUCCCAUCCCUUACUGCACCAUAUGUUGUCAUGUUCAACAUUGAAAAAGAUGUAAAGUUGACCAUUUUAUUUCUAAUUCCUUUAUUUUCCAUCAAGAGUUCAUAAAUUAAUGAUUUCUCUGGCGGAUGCUUCAUAAUAUAUGCCCUUAAUUUGAUGUUAAACCCUGAAAAUUUAUCUUCUUGAUCUCAUUUCACAUCAUUGCCUGUUCAUCAUUGGAAAUAAUAAGACGGCAAUGGCAGGAAUACCGGUGAACAUCUCAUAAUCAAGACUAUUCUGUGGUUUGUUGCUGCUAGUACUGUAUACAGUGACAAAAGCUCCUGCUUUUAGUUUUGGGAAAUAACCUCAUUAGCUCUUUUUUAAUCUGAACUCCACACAAUGGUAAUCUCAUGUAGUAUAGAGGUGACUUGAAUGAGUAGCUCAUCACAGUUUUACUAUUUUUAAAUUGCGUUCUACAAUUAGCUGUUUAACUUGUUUUAUCAUCUCCACUUUUCAUAGGGAGGGAAGCAAUUAUCAUCUGAACUGUGACUUCCUUGUCCUGCCAAUCUUUAAGUUUCUUGUUACAACAUGCAGAUUUGACAUUUCCGUAUUUUUUUGGUUUUGUGUGAGCAAUACACUAAUUUUGUGUUCAUAACGAUCCGACAUCAAAUUAAUCAUAGUUUAUUCUUCCUUUUAGCAAUUCCUUGUAAGUUUCUCCAAUAAAUUUUAUUUUUCCCUCUUACGGGUUCAGAAUUAUGAAUGUGUGAUACUACAGGACAUUCGACAUCUUCAAGAAGGAACUCUCUUAGAAGGAACUGUGCGCAAAAUUUUUCCAUUUGGAGCGCAAGUAAGAAUUGGUGAGACAAAUAGAAGGUACGUUCCUCAAAUUUUAAUCACAGCAAUUAUGCUAAAAAAACGUCAAAGAAUAUUGAUUUUUCUGUCUUCUUUUCGUGGUUUAUCAAUUUCUGUAAACCACUUAAUGAUCAAUGAUGGAAAAUAUGAUCAAUUAUGCCUUUAGUGAACCAUGUUAUUCAGGUUUUUCUACAUAGGAUCUUGAUUUUUGUUGAACGAACAUAUGAUACCCACCAAAUGGCUGACUCAUUCCUGGGAAUUUCAUUGUGGACCAUUUGGUUUAGGGAUACUUGGGUGAUGACUGGUAGCCAAGAACUACAGUGUCACCAAUGAGGAGUAUGUAAAACACCGAUAUCAAAGGAACGUUCGUAUGGUUUAUUCAUCACAAAGACCUGAUAAAUUGAUGACACAGCAGCAAGAAAUUAUUUUUUCCCCUACUAUGCUGCAUAGAAUCUGAGAAAAAGGCAUAGCUACGUCUCAGGGAAGUCUGAGAAGCCGAAAAGCUUAAACAUUUAAGGAUCUCCUGCAUUCUUCUUAUUCAAAUCAACGGCAGGCAUAAUUAUAUUACUUAGUUACCACUGAUAUAGGAAUCAAGAUCCUACCACUGAAAUCAUGUAAACAUGAUUUUGAUGUCUGUGUUGGGAUCACCCUGCAGCGGUUUGCUGCACAUCUCGAACAUAUCUCGUGCCCGCGUUGAAUCCAUCGGCGACUUGCUUAAGGUGGACGAGAAAGUGAAGGUCCUUGUCGUCAAGUCAAUGUUCCCCGACAAGAUCUCCCUCAGGUAAAGCCAAAAACACGACCCUCUGUAAAUCACACAACGCAACUCCGAAUGGGACUUCGAAGAGAAGGAAUCAAUGGCGAAGAUCAGGAUUACAUCUCUCUGGUUUAUUUUACUUCCAUCUGAAGAAGCCCUUCUCUGAUUUUCAAUGCAGCAUUGCGGAUCUUGAAGGCGAGCCGGGGCUAUUUCUCUCGAACAAAGAGGUGACUACCCAGUCUCGCCGUGGAUUCUUCCCGCUUCAUGGAUCUCACCCUUCUCCGCCUCCCCACCUUGCAGAGGGUCUUCUCUGAGGCCGAGGAGAUGGCCAGAAGGUACCGGCAGAGGCUGCCCGCCGUCCCCGCAGCCUACAGAGUCAGAUCCCGCCCGCUGGACUCGCUCCCCUUCGACGACGAGGCCAGAUUGUACGCCAACUGGAAGUGGUUCAGAUUCGAAACCCAUCGAAGAGGCCCGUCACCCGGAGAAGACGACUACACUCCAUGA
Spirodela intermedia is the source of this 4767-nucleotide messenger RNA. Lineage: Eukaryota; Viridiplantae; Streptophyta; Magnoliopsida; Alismatales; Araceae. The record is from the annotation of a GenBank genome assembly.